AUGAAGGCACUCCUGAUCUUCGCAUUGGCUGGAAGCCUCUUCAUACAGCCAACCGGUUCACUCAAGUGUUACACGUGCAGCACCCAGGUCAGCAACAACAACUGCAAGGCACCGGUAAACUGUGAUGCAACUGCAAAAGCGUGCAAAACGGACGUAAUCGCUGUCGUGGGACUUUUCAACGUCAUCUCGAAAGAGUGCACUUCAAAUUGUGAUCCGCACUUCAAGGACUUCACUGUCGGCAAAAGGAACAUUACCUGCUGCACCACGGACCUCUGCAACGUCAACAAGGCCCACAGCUUCAGUACCAACUAUGCCCAGGUGGCCUUGGCUGUUUUUACCAGUGUUGCGUGCAUCUUUCUCAAAGGCGGACUGUGA
Molecule: messenger RNA, 375 nt
Organism: Elgaria multicarinata webbii
Lineage: Eukaryota; Metazoa; Chordata; Lepidosauria; Squamata; Anguidae
Gene: PSCA
Product: prostate stem cell antigen
Exons: 3
Coding region: 1-375 (124 amino acids)
Cellular component (GO): plasma membrane
Source: RefSeq, a predicted model, not a curated record